Brenthis ino (lesser marbled fritillary) is the source of this 2361-nucleotide messenger RNA. NCBI's taxonomy places the organism in Eukaryota, Metazoa, Arthropoda, Insecta, Lepidoptera, Nymphalidae. The record is from the annotation of a GenBank genome assembly.
AUGGAGUCUGAACAAGAAAGUCCCAGUGUCAUAAUAAGAAAUAGAGCACCACGUGAUAGAGUUAGAGUACAGGAGGCUGUUCGAGAGUCUCUACUGACUGAUUCUUCAUCAGGAAUCGUUAAAGGUGAUGAAGAUUCAACCAGUAUUGGUACAUCAACUUUCUCAAGUCCAGAAAUAGAAGUAAGCAAUAAGGAAUUGUUGCAAACUUUCAAGAAUGAUAAAGUGCGGAAAAGUGUUCAAUAUGAAGAGGAUUUUGAUGGUAUCAAAGUUGGUAACGCUAAUUUAAAAGAUGCAUUUGAAAAGAUUGAAGUUGGCAAAGUGAAAAUUGAAGAUACAAAACUUAUAAAUAAUGAACACACGGUGGCAAUACCCGACGGAGGUUGGGGAUGGGUAGUUGUUGGAUCAUCGUUUAUAAUAUCUAUGAUUGCAGAUGGCAUCAGUUUUUCAUUCGGCUUACUUUAUAUAGAAUUUUUAGAUGAAUUCCAAGCAAGUAAGUCGACUACUGCCUGGAUAGGCAGUUUGUUUAUCGCUGUUCCACUUUUAGCUGGUCCCGUUAUGAGUGCCCUCGUUGAUCGUUAUGGAUGCCGAAGUAUGACAAUUUUAGGAGGAAUAAUUUCAACUAUCGGAUUUGUCUUAGCAUCGAUUUCAACAACUCUAGAAAUGAUGAUGAUAACCUUUGGAGUGAUAGCUGGAUUAGGUCUUGGCCUCGUAUACGUCACUGCGGUGGUUUCUAUAGCAUAUUGGUUUGAAAAGAAAAGGAAUCUAGCAGUUGGCUUAGGAGCUUGUGGUACAGGUGUUGGUACAUUUGUAUAUGCUCCAAUGACACAAUAUUUCAUUGAGGAAUACGGUUGGCGCGGAACAAUUCUUCUUCUAUCUGGGACAUUGCUGAAUUUAUGUGUAUGCGGUUGUGUCAUGCGUGAUCCUGAGUGGUGGACAUUAGAGCAGAAAAAACAAAGAAGCGAAUCAAAAGAAGAUGUCAAAUCAAAACUUUCGAGCUCCGUAUCUGUUGCCAACGCCUGUGGCGAUUACGAUAUUACUACACAUGGACAGAACAUGAAUCAUUUAAUAAAAAAUGGGAGAUCAGCGGAACAAGUAAUAAAAGAGGAGGCUGCUAGUAUACUUCGGAGAGAAAAUUUGCUUCUAUUUAGCAAACAAAGAAGGCGAAAGUCGGUGUCUUUAGUAAACAUUCCAACGUACCUUACUUAUACUGAUAAGGCUUCGAAGACAAUAUUAGAUACAUUAGUAAAAAAAGCUAGCGAAGAUAAUACAGAUGUCAAAUAUCCAGUUUUGACGAACGAUUCUUUCAAAUGUGAUGAUUAUAACAACGUCAAUAAUUCACCAAUAGUGAAAUAUACAAACGAACUACAGAGAACACAUUCGGUUAAAUUUGAACAAAAUAAGGGUAAAAUGCUGGAAAACUGUCAAAUAAAAAAUCCUAGAUUGGGAGUAAUUGGAAAGUCGUUAUCUGAAACAAAAGAAAUUAAGCCAUUAAUAAAACAAGAUAGUAAAGAAAGCAAACGAGAUUGGUUGAAAAAGCAGCUCUCUGUGAACCAUCACUAUUUGAGAGAUUUAAAAAUGCCAUUAAAUUCUAUAAGUCAUAGAAAUGCUAUGCUCAAUAUAAAGAAAUAUAAGCUAAAAGCAUCCUCAUGUCCGGACAUAUUUAAAAACUCAAUGAUAACUGUUAAUGAUCAGGAAGAGAAAUGGUACGAUGACUGUGUCAGUUGUCUUGGGGAUAUGUUCAAUGUAUCUCUCUUCAAGAAGAUUACUUUCAAUCUUCUCUGUUCCGGUACCAUAAUAAUAUUCAUUUGGUUCAUCGUCCCCUACUUCUAUCUCGCCGAGCACAUGAUACAGAAAGGUUAUAGUGAAGACGAUGGGGCCUUUAUGUUGAGUUUGAUUGGAAUUACCAAUACUAUUGGGAUGGUAUCCCUUGGCUGGAUAGGUGACUUUCCAAACGUAUCAAUCGGCAACCUCUACGCAGUGUGUCUCGUUCUUUGUGGUGCCGCAGUAGCAGCCAUACCCCCAGCAGCGUCAAACUACUGGAUGUUAGCUUUAAUAUCAGCCGCCUUUGGACUGCUAUUUGCUGCUUCAUUCACUUUUACACCAAGUUUGUUGGUCAAAUUGGUUUCUUUGGAUGAUUUCACUUCAGCAUAUGGAUUGGUAUUGUUAGCUCAAGGUAUUGGACAUUUGAUUGGACCGCCAUUGUCAGGUCUAAUCUUCGAUGUUACUCUAUCCUGGGAGCUAUCCUUCUACUUGGCGGGUGGAUGGAUAAUAGUCGCUGGAGUAUUAAUUUCUUUCAUACAACCUGUAAGGAAUUAUCAACAAGCACGUCAAGCUUUGGACGAAUGUGAUUCUAGCAUGGCU